Molecule: messenger RNA, 4278 nt
Organism: Chanos chanos (milkfish)
Lineage: Eukaryota; Metazoa; Chordata; Actinopteri; Gonorynchiformes; Chanidae
Gene: tonsl
Product: tonsoku-like, DNA repair protein
Exons: 28
Coding region: 1-4278 (1425 amino acids)
Biological process (GO): double-strand break repair via homologous recombination; replication fork processing
Cellular component (GO): nuclear replication fork
Molecular function (GO): protein binding
Source: RefSeq, a predicted model, not a curated record
AUGAGUACUUCUAAAGAGAUCAGACAGUUACAGAAGGCUAAAAGCAAAGCCCAGAGUACCAAUAAUUUGAAAGAGGAGGCCAGUCUCUGCAAUCAACUAGGAGAGGCGCUUGCCCGAACUGGGGAUUACCACGCAGCUAUUGAAGAACAUCGGCAGGAGUUGGCUUUGUCAGAAGUGUUGCAUGAUGUGAUUGGCUGUGCAAUAGCCAAUCGUAAAAUUGGAGAGUGCUAUGCUGAACUUGGAAACAUAGAGGCUGCCCUGAAGCACCAGAGACGUCAUCUGGACCUAGCUCGUUCUGUUAACGAUGUAACUGAAGAGCAAAGAGCUUUGGCCACCAUUGGUCGGACAUAUCUCUUCCUGUACGACAGCGACCAAUCAAAAGAGAGCCUGAGACAAGCUGAGGAUGCCUUUAGGAAAAGCCUGGUCAUAUUGGAUGAACGUCUAGAAGGUACAGUGUCACCACGGGAGGUGAGCGAGAUGAGGGCACGUCUCCUCCUGAAUUUGGGCUAUGUGUAUGAUGGACUGAAGGAGCCUCAGCGCUGCAAUGACUUCAUCCGACAGAGCAUUUUCAUAGCAGAGAAGAACAACCUAUUUGAGGAUCUGUACCGUGCCAACUUCAAUCUCGGCGAGAUCAGUUUCAAACAGGGGCAGCAUUCUCGCGCCAUCCGCUGCUUUGAACAGGCCAAAGAGUCCGCUCGGAAGUUGAAGGAGAAAUUCAGCGAGAGCGAGUGUUUCCACAGAAUCGGCAGGGUGCUGCUGUCUCUAGGCGACUUUGCGGCAGCUCGGCGUUCCUUGAAGAAAUCGUAUGCUCUUGGUUCUCAGCUCCCUGCUGAGCGGGCAAUGGUGAAGAGAGAUUUUAAACACGCAAUACAAGGUUGUCAGCUGGAAGAGGCAGGGUCAGAGGUGACUGACAGGCUGUCCCAUGAGGCCAUGGGGCUGGCAGAGCAGCUUGGUGACCUCUACUGUAAAGUGGGCUGCUACAGUAAAGCUCUGGAGGCUUAUCAAACACAGCUGUCCUGUGCCAAGGCUUUGGGGAAACCCGCUCGAGAGGUGGCUGUUAUCCACGUGUCCCUCGCUGCCACACACACAGACCUGAGGCAGUACGACAAAGCCGUCGGGCAUUACAGACAAGAGCUGCAGCUGAGAAAGGGCAAUCCCAAAGAGGAGUGUGAGACGUGGCUGAACAUUGCUGUGUGUUUGGAGGAGAGUGGCCAGUCCAUAGAGGAGUUGGACAAGUGCUACGGCAGCGCCCUUAAAUGUGCCGAAACAGCAAAACAGGCUAAACUACAGCGGCGCGUCUUGAGGGCAUGGUUAUCAGCCCAGCGUCGCGGAGGUUCAUCUCAGAGCGAUAACACAGAGGCCAGGCUCCAGGAGCUGUGUGCGGCGGAGGGCCGAAGCCCUGAUGACAGCGAGGAAGAGGACGAGGAGGAAGAAGAGCCGAACAGCGAACCUUUAGAGGACAGCGACAUUCAGCUGUCUGACUCUGAUGAUGAUCUGGAGGGUUAUGACAAAAUCGUAAGCGGCCGCAGGAAGACAGGCAGGUGGAAUAGACGGAAUGAGAAGGGGGAGACUUGUCUCCACAGGGCGUGUAUUGAUGGGAAUAUGAGGCAGGUUCAGUACCUAGUGGAUCAGGGACACCCAGUGAACCCCCGAGAUUACUGUGGCUGGACACCUCUCCAUGAGGCUUGUAACCAUGGCCAUCGAGAGAUUGUCGCCUUCUUGCUGGAGCGAGGGGCGAAUAUUAAUGAUCCAGGGGGCCCACACUGUGAGGGCAUUACCCCUCUCCACGAUGCCCUGAGCUGCGGGCAUUUCAGCGUUGCACAGCUACUGGUGGAGAGAGGAGCUUCAGUUACUGUCCGUAAUGGCAGGGGUGAAACUCCUCUGGACAAUUUGCGUCAUUGGUUUCGGACGUACAGUCGGAACCUGGACCAGCAAACCCGGCAGGAGUGUAUGGAUACGGAGAAACUGCUGAGGAGAGCCCUAGCUGGAGGAGUAACUGUCACGCCAGUCACACUCCGACCGCUGGAGGCGCUGCAGGACAGUCAGCUGUUUGACGCUGAGUGCUCAGAGCCUUUGCUGGAACAGGAGGGGCAGCGCCGGUGCCCCCAGAGUACUUUGCCCCAAAACAGGAGCCCCCCAGCGAGUGCGACUGCCCCCGGACAGAGAAGCUCAGCCGGACCGGGCCACAGACGGAGAGGGACAGAGAAGGAUAUCCUCUAUGGGGAUGACAGCAGCUCCUCUGAACACUCUGACUCUGACUGCUCUAUCAGCCCACUGCGACCUGUUCGUCCCAGACAACGUUUCCCAGCAAUCCCAAGUCCAAAGGAAGUCCCCACCAGCCAGGAAGUAACCUCAGCUCACGGGGGUCGUGAAGUUGCAGAACCUCCUCAGCAUGUGUCUGGUAGGGAGGAGUACCAGCGAGCCAUGCAGAGUCUUGGUAGUGCCAAGUCCCGCCUCCUCUCUCAGACCCUAUCAGAGCCAGCGUUUAGCAGCACGCCAGCAGUGUCCACCAAUGUCAAGACAGCUCUGGUCCCAGAGGAGGAGUACCUGGCAGACGACUGGCUGGAGGACGAUUUGGUGGAGGUUCAACCUAAGAAGAAACGGAAAGUCGGGUCAGAACAAAGCGGGAGACAGGAGAGUUUGACGUUAUCCAGAAAUCAGAGUUACACUUCUGUUACAUCUGAACCUACUCCCAGAGUUCAGUCUUCGUCCAGCAGGCUGUCCCUGAGGAAGGGCGCGUCUAAACCUCGGCAGGUGAAGAUGAGUCAGCUCCCUGGUAUGGUCAUGCUGGGCAGAAGAGAGGUCAGCAGGCCACAGAGUCCGACCGUCGCCAGUGAUGACGACCCUCUGCAGUCUACACCUCCCCAGCCUUACAGUACUCAGACUACACAGAAUGUGACUGCUUCCAUGCCUGCUCCAAUAAGGAUGCGGGUCAGAGUCCAGGACAAUAUUUUCCUGAUUCCCGUGCCUCACAGUGAGGCAGACACCUGCACUGUAUCCUGGUUGUGUGAACAGGCAGCUCAGCGUUACUACCAGACCUGUGGUUUGCUGCCGCGCCUUUCUUUACAGAAGGAGGGCGCUCUUCUGUCUCCUCACGACCUGCUGCUUGCUGUCUUACACACCAACGAAGAGGUUCUUGCUGAGGUGUGCUCAUGGGAUCUGCCUCCUCUUCCUGAGAGAUACAGAAAAGCCUGUCAGAGUCUUAGUGUGGGGGAGGACAUGCGUGUGUCUCGGUUGUGUGAAGUUCAGGAUGGCAGCUCCUCCGUGUCUGUCUGUGGACUCAGUUUGGCUCCCAGCUCUCUGACCCCCCUCUUACGGGCCCUUAAACUACAGGCCAGCCUCACCGAACUCCGGCUCUCUGGGAACCGUCUCCACGACGACCUCCUGCCUGAGCUGCUCGCCGCCGCGACCACUAUGCCCCGCCUGCGCCUGCUGGAUAUCUCAGCCAAUCGGAUUACAGGAGAAGGCCUCAAGAAAGCAGCUGACUCUUUAGAAGGGAGGAGUCAACCUGCAUUUCCAUGUCUGGAGGAGUUAAAUAUGAGUAUGAAUCCACUGGGCGAUGGCUGGUCUCAGGCCUUGGCUAGUGUGCUGUCGUCCUGUCCUCUUCUGGCUGCUCUGUCUCUACAGGCCUGUGGCAUCACCGCACGAUUCCUUCAGCAGCACCGUCUGCUUCUGGCCAGUGCACUGACUGGUACAGGACACCUGAGAUCUGUGAACUUGUCCCAUAAUGCCUUGGGCUCGACAGGAUUUGAGCUGGUGGUGAAAACAUUGCCUCUCCACUGCCUCACACACCUUCACCUCUCCGCUGUGUUUAAAGGCCCUGCUGACCAGCCCACGCUGGAGCUCCUCACCUCACAUCUGGCCCAGGGGGAGUGCUCCCUCACACACUUGAGUCUUGCUGGGAAUGGACUGACAGACCACAGUGUUGCUUCUCUCUCCAGGUUCCUCCCUGUCUGUCCCUCACUAGUGUCUCUGGAUUUAUCGGGCAACCCAGCUGUGACCUCAGCUGGCCUCAACAGCCUUCUCAGUGGACUGAGGGAGUCCUGUCGGACCUUAACACUUCUCAACCUUCAAGGUUGUCAGGUGUCAGGGCCAUGGGAUGGGGUGUGUCUGGAUGAUCUAUCCAAACGAGUUCUGGACUUACGUCUCUGCUCCCAGAGGCUGAAUAAACUGGAUCAAAGUGCUUUGCAGCAGAGUUGGAGAGGACAUGGAGAGGGAGCCCGCGUCCUUUGCCGCGGUGCCAAAUGCCUGCUGCGUGCUGCCUCUGUCUCCCAGUGA